Molecule: messenger RNA, 1509 nt
Organism: Megalops cyprinoides (Indo-Pacific tarpon)
Lineage: Eukaryota; Metazoa; Chordata; Actinopteri; Elopiformes; Megalopidae
Gene: rhoj
Product: ras homolog family member J
Exons: 5
Coding region: 463-1146 (227 amino acids)
Biological process (GO): small GTPase-mediated signal transduction
Molecular function (GO): GTP binding; GTPase activity
Source: RefSeq, a predicted model, not a curated record
AGCAGAGGGGUCGGAGCACAAGUCUCAGGGAUCAGGCAAGGAGAGUGGGAACCCAGCUGAUUUCUGUUUUUCAUCGCUCCUCUACCUCUAUAACAGGGAAUCGGGAUUUAAACGGGAUGAGAUUUGAGGACCCGAACAUACUUUAUGGAGUUGUAGUGUUCUGCGCUGAGUUGUCCUUGAAGCAAGUGUGUCGGACGCUUGAGUCGUGGGUAGGCAAUUUGAGAAUUUCUUUCGUCUCAGCCCAAAGACAAAGCGAGUUUAACAAGUAUAACAAGCUAGACAUACAGCACACAUCUAUAGAGCAAAUCAAACCAAAAUACACGUUUUCCAGAGCUUCUCGUGGGAACACGGCUGAAACCAGUUCAAGCAGAGGCACAUUGGCUACGCUGUGCAUAACUCUCGGACGGCUAACUCGCAGGGAGUGGGAAUAAGCAGGCGGUUUGCCGACUCAAAAAACUGACCAUGCCUGCGCGUAGCUCGAAAAGAAGACGACAGAAUGCGAUCGCUAUGACGGAAGAUGGCAGCAGCAGCAGCGACAGCUUGGGAAAUUCUAUGAAAAAGAUGCUGAAAUGCGUGGUGGUCGGAGACGGCGCCGUGGGGAAGACCUGUUUGCUGAUGAGUUAUGCAAAUGACGCGUUCCCAGAGGAGUACGUCCCGACUGUGUUUGAUCACUACGCAGUGAAUGUGACGGUAUCGGGGACGCAGCACCUUCUGGGCCUGUAUGACACUGCUGGACAGGAAGACUACAACCAGUUGCGGCCGUUGUCCUACCCCAACACCGACGUCUUCCUCAUCUGCUUCUCCGUGGUCAACCCGGCUUCCUACCACAACGUCCAGGAGGAGUGGGUCCCCGAGCUGAAGGCCUGCAUGCCUCAUGUGCCCUACAUCCUAAUCGGCACCCAGAUCGACUUGCGAGAUGAUCCCAAGACGCUGGCUCGCCUGCUCCAUAUGAAAGAGAAACCUCUGACCUAUGAGCAGGGACUCAAGCUGGCCAGAGAGAUCGGAGCUCAGUGUUACCUGGAGUGCUCUGCCUUGACUCAGAAGGGGCUGAAGACAGUGUUUGAUGAGGCCAUCCUGACCAUAUUCAGCCCCAAAAAGCAGAAGAAGGGAUGCACGCCUUGCUGGAGCUGCUGCACAAUUGUAUGAGCCCAGCAAGGGGCUGUGGGGGACGCCCCCUUACCUCCCCCAGCCCUACUGGAACACCUCCCCUCCCCCCGGGUGUGAGACUGCCUCUGGUGCAGAUGUGGGUGACGCUCUCCCACAGUUCGGGGUGUUCAGAGGGGACCCCAUGCCUCCCAGCCCACACCAAGACCUCUGUCUGAGAGCCAACAGCUGGAGCUUCAGAACCCUUUCCUCCUCCCCCCGUCCCACACACUCCCACUCCAAACCCUCUUGGAGUGUUGUUCCCCCUGGCCAGCCACCACCCAUCUUCCAGCCACAAAGCCAAAGGCUCAACAUGUGGCCUUACUUCUCCUCUGUGACCUCCAUUUUCCUUAAACCUUACCUCUC